This is a messenger RNA of Brachypodium distachyon (stiff brome), 3393 nucleotides long. Its product is annotated as disease resistance protein RGA2. The record is from RefSeq and is a predicted model, not a curated record. NCBI's taxonomy places the organism in Eukaryota, Viridiplantae, Streptophyta, Magnoliopsida, Poales, Poaceae. The coding region runs from base 1 to 3057 and encodes 1018 amino acids. The transcript has 7 exons.
AUGGAGGUUGAUCGAUCGAGUCUCCUCGACGAUGCCACCAAGGAGGGAAUGACGCCCGAGAGCAUCGCCGUCGUCGGCACCAACAGAGGUCAGGCAAGGCUUUCGCCCGGAGCGCCGCGAGCAAAACUAACGUGGUCGCGGCAACUCGCAAAGGAAGCAGUAUACUUGAGCUAUGAAGAUAUGCCUCCUGAUCUGAAGCAAUGCUUUCUAUACUACUCUCUUCUUCCUAAAAGUAUCACUCUUUUUAAUGAUCUUCAUGUGAUUGGCAUGUGGAUUAGCGAAGGAUUUAUUCACGGGAACUCUGGUGAUUUAGAAGAAUCGGGACAAAAGUACUACAAGGAGUUGAUAUCCAGGAACCUUAUAGAGCUAGGUAAUUUGAAUUAUGGUCAAAAUUACUGCAGCAUGCAUGAUAUUGUUCGCUCGUUUGGUCACCAUAUGGUUAAAAACGAAGCACUCAUAGCUCACACUGGAGAAAUUGAUAUUCUUAAUAAACUUAAUUCCAAGAAGUUUCAUCGGUUGUCUAUAGAAACCGACGAAGUGCAAUCAGGUGAUUUUGAUUGGAAGUCUUUGCAAGAGCAGCAAUCAAUGAGAACAUUAAUCUCAAAUGUCGAGAUCAAGAUGGAGCCCGGUGAUUCAUUGGUUACUUCUUCUAGUCUGCGAACUCUGUUUAUAAAAGGUGCAGGUGUGGCUUUGGUCGAAUCCUUGCAUCAACUCCAGCAUCUGAGGUAUUUGAAUCUCCGAAAUGUUGGUAUAUCUGCAUUUCCAGAGAACAUUGGCAAGAUGAAGUUUUUGCAGUACCUUGACACUAAUGCUUGUAAAAAUUUGGUCCAUCUUCCUGAUAGCAUUGUGAAGCUUGGCCAGCUGAGAUAUCUCAACCUUCCUAACAAAUUAACUAUGAUACCUAGAGGAUUCCACGGUCUGCGAAAUAUGAGGAUUCUAGGUGGGUUUCCAGCUCUCAUGGAUGGUGAUUGGUGCAGUUUGGAUGAGUUGGGGCCUCUUUCCCUACUUAGAUUUCUGAGAUUAGUUCAACUGGAGAAUGCAUCUUCUGCUGCUAAUGCUAAAAUCAGUGAGAAGAAACAUCUUAUCAACCUACUCUUGUACUGCACCCCGAGGCCGGAGCAGAAUGAAGAUGGGCAGCAACGGAUAGAGAAGGUGUUCAAUGAGCUCUGCCCUCCGUCCAGUGUUGAAAAUAUUGAUAUUUACUGGUAUUUUGGCCAGAAACUCCCGAGUUGGAUGAUGUCCACAGCAACGGUGCCCCUGAACAACUUGAAGUCUCUAUUGCUGUUCGACCUAGUUUGUUGCACCCAACUUCCCGAUGGGUUGUGCCAUCUCCCCUGUCUGCAGGUGCUUAAGGUCAACCGCGCUCCAUGCAUCAAACGUGUUGGAACUGAAUUCUUGCGUCCCUCCCAGCCAGCCGCAGCUUCAUUUCCGAUGUUAAACAAGAUGGUCUUAAAAGGAAUGGUGGAAUGGGACGAGUGGGAGUGGGAGGAGAAAGUGCAAGCCAUGCCCCGUUUGGAGGAGCUUUUGCUCGAGAAUUGCAAACCGGGGCGUGUUCCUCCUGGCCUUGCCUCCAAUGCAAGAGCUUUGAGAAAGCUGGUGAUGGAGGAUGUCGAGCAGAUCAGCUGCCUUGAGAUCUUUCCUUCUGUUGUUGAGCUUACAGUGGUUGAUUGCCCCGACUUGGAGAGUAUCACUAAUCUCCCCAGUCUGCAGAAGCUCACCAUCACGAGAUGCCCGAAUCUGAAGUCCAUGAAGGACGUGCCUGCACUGCAAAGGCUGUCGCUUGAGAAUGACGAGACGGAAACAGUCCCUGGAUACUUGAGAGAUGUGAACCCGAGGCAUUUGGAGCUAAGAUGCGGCCUAACGCUGCUCACUACCAUAGCAGCAGGGAAAUCUGGACCGGAGUUUGCCAAGUUCAGCCACAUCGAGCGUGUCAAGUGCAAGGGAAUUUCAGUCUGGGGCGGUAGUAGUGAUUGGUACGUGUCGUAUACAAGAGAGCCGUACAGCUUGGACACAAAUGCCAACAGCUCAUUCCUUGAAACCCUAACCUCAGAAGUAGUGGAUGCGCAAAGACUUGAGUCUGUGUUGAAAAUGCCAAGAAGAACCUUCGAUUACGUCUGCAGCUUGCUGAAGGAAUCGUCUUUGGAAAUUAUGAGCAACUACUUCUUUUUUUACAUGAGCUUCUUUUCUUUAGAGGAGCGAGUAGCCAUUGCUCUGAUAAUGCUCAAGUCUGGCGACCUACCUGCAACUGUUGGGUCCUUUCUUGGAGUGAACGAGUCAACCGUGUCGCUGGUAACCAAGAGCUUUGUUGAUGCCAUGUUGGAGAGGGCACAGCACCAUUUGUGCUGGCCACAAUCUGAUGAAAUAGAUAAGAUGAAAUACAAGUUUGACAAGAUCCAUGGCCUGCCAAACUGCUGCGGUGUUUUGCAUACAACGAGUAUCACAUCUGCGUCAAGAAGCUGGGACCAUCAGGAUAAGGACAGCUUUGUACUGCAAGGCGUCGUUGAUCCAGAUAUGAGGUUCACAGGUAUUUGUGUGGCACCCCGGCCAGCUAACACGAGCCAGUCAAGUUUUUUGCGCGACUCUAAUCUCUUUGAGUAUUGCGAGAAGGGUGCAUGGCUGAAUGGCAGCAAGCUCAAGAAUGACCUCCUGGAUAUUCCUCCUUAUCAAGCCGAGUUCAGCAGGAGACACUCUGCAGCUAGAAACAUCACGUUGAAGGCGCUGGCAAGGUUGGAAGACACGUGGAAGUUCAUGCAUGGUGAGUGGCGCCCAAACAAACCACUCGAGAUGUCCAGGGCAAUCCAUGUGUGCUGCAUCUUGUAUAACAUAGUGAUAGACAUGGAAGAGGUUGCAGCCAUGCCCAGUGACCAGGAUGUGAGUUACAGCGAUGAAGUGCGCCAGUUAGCAGAUGAGGACGCUGUCAGGAUGAGGGAUAUACUGUCUCAGCACUUAUUAUCCAGCAUAUCAUCUCAAUCUGAAGGAAACAGUUGCUUCAUCCAGCUCAGCGGAGAGAGCAAAAUGCGAAGUACGGGAAGAGAAGCAGUGCUAGCCUGCUGGUGAUCAGAUCGUCCUUGCACUCUUCUAAUUUGGUGGAAGGGAAGCUCCACAGUUAUGCAUUAAUGCCUUGUUCUUAAAGCCUAAAGCCUUGUUUAUCUUCAGUUAUGCAUUAAUGCAGAGCAGCCCUGGCAAUGGAGCCAAAGCAUAAUGCGAGCUGCACAACAUGGAUCAAAUGUUCCAACGUUUUUUAAAUUCCGGUUCAUCUCUUUGUCAAAUAGUACAUCUGUUAUGUGGCUUGUAUUGUAUAAACGAGUGGUGAGCUUUUAUGUGUUAAGAGAUUCAUAAUGUAAUUUCUAACCCUUUAGUUGAUGCAAUCUGAAGAAUUUGCAAACAUAGUCC